AUGAUUUCUGCGAAUGGACUCCCAAUUUCAUUUGUUCAAAGUGGUGGAUUUAAACACUUUAUGUCACUUGUGGAACCUGGGUAUCAAAUUCCCGUAGCUUCAACAAUAUCAUCGCGAUUGCAAUUGUUGUACGGUGAAUUGCGUGCAAAAAUAAUGAAUUCUUUGAGCUCAGUGUCAUUUGUAGCUUUGACAACGGAUGGUUGGUCGUCAAGAGCCCAAGAAUCAUUUAUAUCAGUAACAAUCCACUAUAUUAAUGAUAACUGGGAAUUGAAAAAUUAUACUUUAUGUGCAGAGUAUAUAGAGGAAAGGCACUCGUCUGAGAACUUGGCAUUUAUGUUAGAAAUGGUAAUUGCAGAGUGGGAAUUAGAUGGAAAAGUUCAUGCAGUUGUGCAUGAUAAUGCUGCGAAUGUUGUAUCCUCAGUUCUUUUAGUUGAAAACGUGGAGAAUAGUAUUAGUUGUGCUGCACAUAUAAUACAAAUUUGUGUGAAAACUGCUUUAAAAUCGGUGAAGUUAUAUUCACUCAUAUUGAAGAAAGCUAGUACUAUGGUUAGUCAUUUUCAUCAUUCCAAUGUUGCAGCUCUUGCUUUACGAAAGAAACAACAGCAGCUUGGAUUGAAAGAACUCAAACUAAUUCAAAGCUGCGCCACUAGAUGGAAUUCGUCUUAUUUGAUGUGUGAAAGACUUGUAGUAAAUCGAGGUGCUAUCAUCGCAGUUUUAGCAGACAGAGAUAUAACUUCUGCUGCGUUAGCUUUGAAACUUGAAAUAAACGAAGGGGAAUGGACAGAAAUGGAAUCAAUGAUUAAGCUCUUAAAGCCUUUGCAAGUUGCAACAGUGGUAUUAUGCGAGGAAAAUGUUACGAUUUCUAUACUCCGACCAAUUAUUUAUGGGUUAAUCAAUAAACACAUGCUAAUAAAAUCUGAAGACAAUGAAAAUGUAAGAAACUUCAAGGAAGAUAUAAAUCAAAAUUUACAAAAGAGAUUUAAAAUGAAGAGGCAGGAAUAUGAUGAAGUAGUUAUAGAUCAAAUAUCUUGUUUUCUAGAUCCAAGAUACAAAUAUUUAGAGACAGAAACUGAUGAAGUAAAAGAAAAUGUAAGAAAAAGUGUACAAAAUGUAUUACAGACAACGAGACCAGUUGAAUCUAAUGAAGUCGUAAGUGAGGAGAUUAGUGCAAUGGAUUUUUUAUUGGAUGCAAAAUCAUAUGGGGAAAACGAAAGUGAAUUCGAUAUGUACUUACGUGAACCUCAAUUAAACCAUAAUGUAUCCAAUCCCCUUAUAUGGUGGAAAAAUAAUGAGUUGAAAUAUCCAAAUCUGGCAUUGUUAGCUAAAAAAUAUUUAUGUGCACCGGCAACAUCAGUUACAUCGGAACGUUGUUUUUCCACAGCAGGAAACAUUGUAACAUCUAAAAGAAGUUGUCUUUUGCCAGAAAACGUUAAUUUACUGACGUUCUUAAAAAGGAAUCAAAAUGCCUUCAAUCGUUGA
Messenger RNA from Macrosiphum euphorbiae (potato aphid), 1479 nucleotides. The record is from the annotation of a GenBank genome assembly. Lineage: Eukaryota; Metazoa; Arthropoda; Insecta; Hemiptera; Aphididae.